GAGGUAAAGUCGGAAGUUCCACCCACCGCGCAUCAUCCUGGGGGAAAGAAACCGGCCUGUUUUCUGGUUUUGAAGCACUGUUUCGUCGGAGUUCCGAUCAUAGAUGUACAGGCUGAUCCACAUUUAAGGCUGAUGAUUGGAUGACAGUCCAAGGAAGAUGAUUGGUGGACUGUUCAUCUACAAUCACAAGGGGGAGGUGCUGAUCUCUCGAGUGUACCGGGAUGAUAUCGGGAGAAAUGCUGUGGAUGCAUUCCGUGUGAAUGUUAUCCAUGCUAGACAGCAGGUGAGGUCGCCCGUAACGAACAUCGCCCGUACCAGCUUUUUUCACAUCAAACGUUCCAACAUUUGGCUGGCUGCAGUAACCAAGCAGAAUGUCAACGCUGCCAUGGUGUUCGAGUUCCUGCUCAAGAUGUGUGAGGUCAUGCAAUCCUACUUCGGGAAGAUCUCGGAAGAAAAUAUCAAGAACAACUUUGUUCUGAUCUAUGAACUGUUAGAUGAAAUUCUGGACUUUGGCUAUCCUCAAAACACAGACACAGGCAUCCUGAAGACAUUCAUUACACAACAAGGAGUGAAGUCACAGAGUAAGGAGGAGACAAGUCAGAUCACAAACCAAGUGACUGGACAGAUCGGCUGGAGAAGAGAAGGAAUCAAGUAUAGGCGUAAUGAGCUUUUCCUAGAUGUCCUUGAAAGUGUCAACCUUCUAAUGUCACCUCAAGGCCAAGUGCUGAGUGCCCAUGUGGCUGGGCGGGUGGUCAUGAAGAGUUACCUCAGUGGGAUGCCCGAGUGUAAGUUUGGGAUCAACGACAAAAUCUUGAUGGACAGUAAAGGCAAGAGUAUGGAUGACCCAGGCAGGGGUGUCCAGAGUAUGCACAGGACCACCACGGGCAAGACGUCUAUUGCUAUUGAUGACUGUCAGUUCCACCAGUGUGUCAAACUGAGCAAGUUUGAGACAGAGCACAGCAUCAGCUUUAUCCCUCCUGAUGGUGAAUUUGAACUUAUGAGGUAUCGCACCACCAAGGACAUCAGCCUGCCCUUCCGAGUCAUUCCGCUGGUCAGGGAGGUGGGGCGACAGAAGAUGGAGGUUAAGGUUGUUGUCAAGUCAAACUUCAAGCCCUCUCUUCUGGCGCAGAAAGUUGAGGUCCGCAUUCCAACCCCUCUGAACACGAGUGGGGUGCAGGUGAUCUGCAUGAAGGGACGCGCCAAAUACAAGGCCAGUGAAAAUGCCAUUGUGUGGAAAAUCAAGCGUAUGGGCGGAAUGAAGGAAUGCCAACUUAGUGCAGAAAUUGAACUGUUGAACACCAAUGACAAGAAGAAGUGGACCAGACCCCCAAUCUCUAUGAAUUUUGAGGUCCCGUUUGCCCCCUCCGGCUUUAAGGUGCGUUACCUGAAAGUCUUUGAGCCCAAACUGAACUACAGUGACCAUGAUGUCAUUAAGUGGGUGCGAUACAUAGGUAAAAGUGGCCUGUAUGAAACAAGAUGCUGAUCUAGGCCACUCUUAGGAUAGCUAAAAGACUUGAGGCCUCUGGAAUACCUUAGAAGAGUUUAUAUGUGACUCUCAACAUGGUCAAAACUCCACUGCAUGUAUUAUUCCCCUUCCCCAGCCCUCCCUCCCCCUCUGCAUUUGUCUCCAUUUUUAUUGUAUGUUCUGUUUUGUGUUUUUCACAUUGUCGAUCAUUGGCACAAUUUGUAUAAGUCUGAAUCCUUAUGUAUUAGAUUGGUGUUAGACUUCAGAAAGUUGAGCCUUUGGAGUUCACACUGGAUUAUAAAAUAUGCUAUGCCUGUUGUUAUGCCCAGUCUAGAUAAAAGCUUACAUCAGCUUUGUUAUUCCCGGAUGUAAACAGAGCUCUGUCUUGACUUACCAGAUAACUGCCCUACAGACAUCUUCAUCUGUCUUGAGAAUUAGACUGCACACACUUAGAGGUUGCUCACAAUUUGAGCAUGCAUUGCAUGUACUGAUAGAUGCUGCGGAAAGGGAACAGUUGGUUCCUGGCGGUUUGUAUGGCCAGUACCUAUCUAAAAGUCAAGAACAGAAGGAAACCCCUAUGUCUUAUAUGGUAGCACGCAUUACUGCCUGUUAGGCGUGGUGGAAGUAACGAGGCCAUGUGCAACCAUGUACACCUGAAAACGUAUUAGAACCGUGUGCGGGGUGUGUAUUAGAUGGACACGCCCAUAUUAUCUAUUGUUAGGGGAGAAUAUAUUACUUACUGUUAAAGGUCAAAUUCAUUACGUGUAUGUAUAUGAAAGUAGUUCAUGUUUUUGAUAAGGAGUUGUCCUCCACUUAGAACUCAUUUGCUGAUUAUUUAUAAAUGAUCAUUGGCUGUAAAAAUACAUUGGUGUAUUAACAUAGUAACAACUUUGUUAGUUGCUAUGGUCAUCAACUUGGUAUGGAAGUGGUGUCCGUUGUGAUUGGACGAAAGUUAGGCAGAGUCAGACACCAAAACGCAGUUAGCAUAGUGAAAUUGUGCCUAAUCGUGGACAAACACAUUUCAUACAUGUGGAGCGAAGAAAAUGGUCAGUCUAGGUUAUCUUAAACAUUGUUAUUGUGGCUAUAAUUAAGGUGGAAUAAAAAUUAUGUUAAAGAAUGAUUGUGUUUUAUCAGGAGGUAAAAUGCGACCUGUGCGAGAAAGUUGGGGUUAUUAGCCUGUAGAUUGAAGAGCCCUGGAUGUUUUAUUCCUCGUUCUUAAGGAUAAAUUAAGCUCAUCGUUUGGGACUGUACUUUUGGUUGGUCGCGUCGUUUUAAGUGACUAAAGAAAGACGACGUGAACAUCGCAAGACC
Molecule: messenger RNA, 2776 nt
Organism: Liolophura sinensis
Lineage: Eukaryota; Metazoa; Mollusca; Polyplacophora; Chitonida; Chitonidae
Product: AP-2 complex subunit mu
Exons: 13
Coding region: 158-1483 (441 amino acids)
Biological process (GO): intracellular protein transport; vesicle-mediated transport
Cellular component (GO): clathrin adaptor complex
Source: RefSeq, a predicted model, not a curated record